Molecule: messenger RNA, 1503 nt
Organism: Glarea lozoyensis ATCC 20868
Lineage: Eukaryota; Fungi; Ascomycota; Leotiomycetes; Helotiales; Helotiaceae
Product: FAD-binding protein
Exons: 5
Coding region: 1-1503 (500 amino acids)
Molecular function (GO): FAD binding; catalytic activity
Source: RefSeq, a predicted model, not a curated record
AUGGAUGCUAUCUCCGCCUUUCUGAAUUGGGGCAUCGGAUCUUUCACGUAUCAGGUUCCCUGGUACUCAACCACAAGCAAGGUGCGGGCCUUCAAUAUCUCAUCUGAUCUUAUAAACCUUCUCUCUCCUGGUGCCUCAAUAGUAUCACCUAGUUCGUCACGAUUUGUGGAAACUGAGUCGUGGAAUCUACUUCGUCCUCCGAACUUCCAAAUCAUCGUCGAGGUUGCAACUGAGAGCGACGUUCAACAAACGGUCAAGUAUGCAAAUCAGCAUGGUAUUCAAUUCCUUGCUAGAUCAGGCGGGCACGGAACUUUGCCUCUCAAAUCAAGCUUCAACAAUGGCAUCAAUAUAUGGAUGAGGAAGCUAAACACCAUUGAUAUCAGUCCCGAUGGGCAGACCGCGACGAUAGGGGGCGGCGCUUUGUCUAAAGAGGUUACAGAUGCAUUAUGGGCCCGUGGUAAACAAACAGUGACAGGAUAUUGCGAAUGUGUCGGCGCUGUUGCUCCGCUUCUUGGGGGAGGGUACGGAAUUCUACAAGGUUACUAUGGGCUUCUCGCAGAUAAUCUUGUUUCUGCUCGGAUGAUCUUAGCGAAUGGUACCGCUGUCAAUGUAUCUGCAGAUUCACAUGCCGAUCUUUUCUGGGCCAUUCGCGGCGCUGGUCAUAAUUUCGGCGUCAUCACGGAGUAUAGAUAUAAAGUAUAUGACGUUCCCCCAGACGACAUGUGGCAGGUUUAUACCUUCACUUAUGAAGGCAGCAACGUCGAACCCGUAUUUGAGGAGCUUAACCGUUUCGCAAAGACCACAGCGCAUCUUCCCGGGAUCUUUUACUUCUCAAACUUUAUUCGUCUUCCUCAAAUUGAUACAGCAAGAGCUGUCAUCUUGGUCCAUAUCUUCUGUCACGGAGAUCCCUCUGUUGCAACACGUUAUACUCAGCCCUUCGAGGAUAUCGGGCCAUUAGAUGUCAAGAAACAUCAAAGUGUGACUUAUCCCGAAAUCCCUUCACUCACCGCGACAGGUGUGGAUGAUUUCGCCUGUCUACAUGGAUCCAGCGUAAUCUUGUCGCCAAUCAACAUCCAAGAAUUUAAUCUUGAGGCUCAACGUGCAGUUUUUGAGGUAUUUACGAAGGUCACUGGCGAAGUUCCUGAGCUUAGUAAUGCCUUCAUCAUGUUUGAAGGCUACUCCUUAGACGGAGUGAAAGCUGUCCCAGAAGAUAGUACUGCAUUUGCUCAUAGAGGAGACAAUAUCGUUAUCUCUCCUGCCAUGAUGUACUCUCCCAACACGAGUGUUGAUGCUAUAGCUAUAGAAGCUACCAAUAAAAUGCGUAGCAUUCUCCAUGAAGGUGCGGGUGGUGGCGAGCUACACACCUACGUCAAUUAUGCUUUCGGCAAUGAGACUCUUGAGAAUAUGUACGGCUAUGGAAAAUGGAGACUUGAACGAUUAAGGGGGUUGAAAAGAGCAUAUGACCCAUUUGGAAGGUUCAACUAUUAUGCACCGAUCAGCUAA